GUGGAUCUGAAAGAGGUUGUCAUACCUGGAGUCUAUCCAGACAAACUCAAUGGUGAUUUCAGCAAAACAUAUCUGGUGCAGAUCAAGAAGAUCGUAGAAAUUGGACCGAAUAAGGUGCUAAAUGGUGUCGGAAGUCAUCACAGAUCUUUGCUGCUACUCCUUUCAGAUGGGCAUGCUACUCACAAGGCACUGGAGGUUGGAGAAAUUCCCGGCAUAAGGUAGACUUUUUCAGUGCAUAAGACACCACUCUCGCUCGCCCCCUUCCCUUUUCCCCGGCUUUAAAAUUUCUAAUGAUUUUGUUCAGGAAACUUAAGCAAGCAAGCUAAGUGGAGAUGAUUCUACAACUAUAGUUAAGCCAUUGACUUAAUGUAAUGGCUCUGAACUGUCGAGUGACUUUCCAUUGAUGUUUAGGAUAUGUUGAUGAUUUCACAAUAGUUUGCGUUUAAUUUAAUGCUUGUAGGAGUAGUGUGAUCAACCUAAAUCUUAUUUUGUACUUAAAUCCAUCGUUUUGUCACGGUAUUUUUGUAUUCUU
Bemisia tabaci is the source of this 532-nucleotide messenger RNA. Lineage: Eukaryota; Metazoa; Arthropoda; Insecta; Hemiptera; Aleyrodidae. The record is from RefSeq and is a predicted model, not a curated record.